CAUCAUCCGACGAUCAACGCUACACCCAAUUCUUGUGUGUUGAAAAGAAGUUCAAUUUUAUUUUUGCUUCAAGUGAAGUUGGAACAUUUUAUUAAUUAACAUGUAUUCAAAAAAGUUACUAUUCUAUCUCGCAGUUAGUUUGCUUAUUAUGGGAAUCUUCAUCGAUGGAAUAGAGGCAAGACGUAAAAUACUACGCGGUCGUAAGACAAUUACAAGACAAUAUUACAGAGGUACAGCUAUACCCGCAUGGGCAAUAGUGCUAUUAUGUGGAAUUAGUAUGUUGUUAAUAGGCGGUGGUCUUUACCUUUUACUACAAAAGUUUGUAAUUGAUCCAGCUGACACAACAAAAAGCCACUCAUACCAACCAGCUGUACAAAACGAAGCUUAAUUUUUAAUAGAUAAUUAUAAUCAUAUAUCAUUUUUGUGUAUAAAAAAUUAUUAAAUUAUAGUUCAUGUAUACUUUAAUUUAUAUAUUAAGAGGGUAGUAAUCAAUAUAAUUUUUAAAUCAUAUCUGUAUAAACACAG
Messenger RNA from Vespula vulgaris, 525 nucleotides. RefSeq lists its product as uncharacterized. The record is from RefSeq and is a predicted model, not a curated record. The transcript is spliced from 3 exons. Lineage: Eukaryota; Metazoa; Arthropoda; Insecta; Hymenoptera; Vespidae. The coding region runs from base 101 to 388 and encodes 95 amino acids.